Galleria mellonella (greater wax moth) is the source of this 4508-nucleotide messenger RNA. RefSeq names its product heat shock factor protein (gene Hsf). NCBI's taxonomy places the organism in Eukaryota, Metazoa, Arthropoda, Insecta, Lepidoptera, Pyralidae. Gene Ontology annotation, biological process: regulation of DNA-templated transcription. Gene Ontology annotation, molecular function: sequence-specific DNA binding; DNA-binding transcription factor activity. The record is from RefSeq and is a predicted model, not a curated record. Bases 146 to 2281 code for a protein of 711 amino acids. The transcript has 11 exons.
UAUUGUCAUAUGCCUAUAUAUGUGUUUGUAAUUAAAUGGCGAUUUGUGAACAGCUUACACUGUGUAUAUACAUAAUUCUUACAAAAUACCUGUUAUAUACGUUCUUGAUUAAAUUUCGUUAUUAUUGAUUUCAUCAAUUCUAAAAAUGCGUUCAGUUGUAGAAAUUGGUGCUAGUGUUCCAGCUUUUCUGGGGAAAUUAUGGAAAUUGGUAAACGAUUCGGAGACAAAUCAUUUGAUUUCAUGGAGCCCUGGCGGAAAAACAUUUGUCAUAAAAAACCAAGCAGAUUUUGCUCGAGAAUUAUUACCUCUUUACUAUAAACACAACAAUAUGGCAAGUUUUAUUAGGCAAUUGAAUAUGUAUGGUUUUCACAAAAUCACAUCGGUUGAAAAUGGAGGUUUGAGAUAUGAAAAAGAUGAUAUUGAAUUUUCCCAUCCUUGUUUUAUGAGAGGUUAUGCAUAUUUGCUAGAGCAUAUUAAGAGGAAGAUUGCAAAUUCAAAGUCCAUUGUAAGCAGUGAUAGUGGAGAGAAAAUUCUUCUUAAACCAGAGUUGAUGAAUAAGGUAUUGGCAGAUGUAAAGCAAAUGAAAGGGAAACAAGAGAGUUUGGAUGCUAAGUUUAGUGCAAUGAAGCAAGAAAAUGAAGCAUUAUGGAGAGAGGUGGCUAUGUUGCGACAGAAACACAUCAAGCAACAACAUAUAGUUAAUAAUCUCAUCCAAUUUUUGAUGUCUCUAGUGCAGCCAACUAGAACUGCUAAUGCAAAUGGGAAUAAUAUGGGUGUGAAAAGACCUUAUCAGCUUAUGAUAAAUAAUGCAGCACAUAACUCGGCAACAGACAGCUCUUAUCCUGGAAAAACAAAGAAUAUCAGACUAGAUAAAGAUAUAUUAGAAGAUGUGAAUGAGGAUAAUUUGGAAGAUGGACCUACUAUUCAUGAGUUGGUUCAUGAUGACAUUUUGCCUAAUGAAGAAUCUCAAGAGUCAUUAGAUCCAAGUAAUUUUGUAACAAUAGAAGUGCCUACUGUUUCUACUGAUCAGAGUUCUGUUGAUCCUGCAGGAGCUAUUCAAUAUCAUGUGACUAUGGAAGAUGCUGAUGAUCCAAAAUCAGGUUCUGCUAAAGUAAUUCAAUUUUAUCCUGUAUAUAAAUUAAACAAUUCUCCACAAACUCUUGAUUCUACAAACUCUUUACCUGUAACUUCAUCAACAUCUGCUGUGAAUACACCUGCAUCUCCAGAGCAAGUGAGCAAUACCACCACAUCCUUGGGAAAAUCUAAAUCAAAGAGCCGAAGUGUCAACAAAUCUUCUACCCAACAAAGUGGCAAAACACUGAUGUCUACAAGUAACUUCAACACCUUAAACCCGUCAGCUGACUUGAAGCUUCCUGCUGAAAUAUUUGCCAGUGACGACUCUGCGAGUGAGGUUGCAAUCCCAGUAACAGAAGUUUUACCAGUUCAGAAUAUCUUACAAGAUACCAUUCUCAAUACAAACAAUUCAUCACCUUUAACAAAGGAUAAAAUGCUUGGAGGCAUUAAAUUAGAAAAACCAAUGGAUGGACUAGCUAAGUCUGACGGGAAAUCUAAGAAGUCUAAUAAGGAUUAUGUGGCUGAUGAUACAAUUAACAUAGCAGAUAUUAAGACUGAAAUGCAAGAUGACUGGAGUAAUAUGACACUUGCCACAGUCAAUAAUAACACUAAUGUCAACAGAUUUCAGACAAGGAGUAGGAGAGAUAACAUCGGAAAAAAUCGAGAGGAAUUUACUUCUCUUUUUGGAACAAAUUCAAACAAGGAUGAUAUUGAUGACCAUCUGGAUACCAUGCAAUCAGACCUCGAGUCUUUAAGAGAAUUAUUGCGAGGUGAUGGUUAUUCGUUAGACACAAACACGUUGAUGGGGAAUGCUGAUGCAAGUUUAGGACCUACGAUGUCAUUCACCAUUCCUCAACAGACUGCAAAUAAUUAUUUAUUUGGAGCCGAUGAUCCUUUUUAUGGCCUUUCAUUUAAUAUGGACGAGAGAGCAAAGUCAUCAAAUAGUGCUAAGAAGCACAAGGGUGAAAUUUCGAAUGUAAGCAGCGACGAAAAUCGCGUUGAAGACCUAUAUACAGAGGAUGAUGCUGAAGAGAAUCAGCUUAUAUCAUAUACAGGAAAUGUUCCAAACUUUGAUGAUAUAAAUAUGCCAGAGUUGGAGGCGGAUAAUUCUCAAGAUGCUUGUGUAUCGCCUACACCGUGCAGUUCUACAUUGAAUACGCCGCAAGUUGAGGUUCGAUCCCCAUCUAAUUGGCGAUUGAGGCCAUGAGGAAUGUCGAAAAAGGGUUCUCACAGGACGAAGCGCUCCAAAAAGUGAACUACGUUUUACGUACAUCAAAAGUUACAAUAUAUUUUAUAAUAACAUUUGUAAUACGUGUAAUACGUAUCCGUAUAUCCCAGAUAUUUGUUAUUUGUAUAGUGUGAUUGUGUACAGUUUCAGAAUUUAUUUUUUUUAUUUUUGCUGGAGCAGUAUAGUCUGACUAUAUUAUUACUUUAAUAUUAAAUAUGUAUAAAUAUGCAAAUAGUUCAAAGAUGUAUUUCCAAAAAUUAAAAAGACUAAUUGAUUAAUGUUUAUAAAUUUGUUCUUAAUAUGCCAGUUUUUGCUGGGAUUAACAAUUAAAUCAGUACCUUAAUAACAAGUCGCUAAUUACUUAUACCAAAAAAAUUUUGUUCAUUAAAAUAAAUUUAACGCUUUAAUUGAACAUUUUUACUGGUUGUGCAAUUGAAAAUAAUUUAUUUAAUGUUUUUCAUAAUACUACUAAUACUACUAACUGUAUUUGGUAAUUUUGCUUUUCUGACCAAAAGAUUAUACCUACUCUUAAUUUUUGCUUUUUAUUUUUGUCAUACUUUUCGUAUCGUAGCCUGUUCUCUUCCUAGAUCGAGCUCUAGGCUUAUAUAGGCACGGUAAUGUCUAUAAUUCUUAAAUUUAAUACACUAUUUUGAUUCAGUUGUGUCCACCUAUAUACUUUAUGUAUACAUUGUUUAAUUAUAGAUAGAGGCUUUAUUGUAAUAGGAGUAAUAUUUAAAAAAAAUUAAGGGCUUUCAAAACAUAGUAUGGUGACGUCGCAAUUAUCUGUUUAUUUUCAAAAAAUUAUUGAAAAUAUUUCAAUGUCUGAUUAUUUAAAAAAAUUCUGCUAGUGAAUUAAAGCGAUUAAUUAUGCAAUAAUAUUCUUGUUAAGCGGUCACUGAAGAUUUGAAUUAUGAUAGCAAAAAUGUAUUUGCAAAUUCUGAUGCAAAAUAUAUAGUGGGUGCAAAGUUUUUCGUAGUAGCAGAAUUCGUUAGUAGAGUACUUUUUAAAUAAUCAAUCAGAAAUACUGAAAAAUAUUCAAUUGUUUUUAAGAAUUGACAGUAAUUGCAACGUUGUCACACUUUGGUAAAGUAAUGUUAUGAGCGCUCUUAAGGUCAUCAUAUUAUGUCAUAUUGCGUCAUGUCGCAUGAUAUUUUUGUUAAUUUCCUAUACGUGCCAUUUCCGCAUGUAUAUUACUAAUAAGUAAAUAUAUGUAUUGUAUUGAACAAUUUGAGUUAUUUUUAAUUGCACAAGGCGUUUUUGCGGUGUCUGAAACAUCUUUAUUAAUUACAUUGUUAAGUAGCUAGUACUAACUAGCUACUUAACAAUGUAAUUAAUAAAGAUGUAAAAAACUUAAUGUUAAUUUACGAAUAUAAUACUAAUUAUAUUCGUAAAUUAACAUUAAGUUUGGAAACAGCGUCAAUACACCAAUUAUUUUAUAGAGCUAAGGUGAGUUAUAGAGCAGUGAGGAGCUUACCGCCAAUCAAUUUUCAAAUGUUUAUGCCUGAAGUUCAAAUUCAUUAAUAAGUAUUGACUAAAUUCAGUAAUACAAGUGAGUGGUAACUAUUCAAGCGAUAUGUCUGUGAUUAAUAUUAUGUAUAAAUAAAUGUAAACAGAAACUAGAUCAGCAUGUCUUUUCAAUACCUACCUAUUAUCUACAUGUAGGAUCAUAGCUGUAAGAUGUAUAAUACGCCAACUACUUUAGUAUCAUUCAAUAUAUAUAAAUGUCUCAUUAGUUCAAUACUUAUACGUGGGUAUUACAUUGUAAAGUGCAUUUUCAACUAGAUCAGUACUAAUAAACUCGUUAAAAUUAUAUGUGAAGGCGCAUACCUUCAUCCAUCGUUAUUGCAUAACACUGAUAAAUAAACAUUAUGCCUUCAUUAUAAGAUUUAAAUGUAAUUUUCUGUUUAGUUAUCCUUAAACUAAAAAUUACCAGCAUUUUUUUAUAUGCCGUGUAUGCCAAGGAAAAUAUUAAGUUAGAUGCAAAUAGUGCUUUUUGAAUUAAUGAUUGUAUUAUUGUAUGUAAAACUUGCAAUUAUUUGUACUAUUCUAAGCAUUCUAAAAAUAAUUCAUUGUAUAAAAUCUUUCAUUAUAACACUGAACAAAGUUUGGUAGGAUUUAGCGCUAAGUACCUAUGUAACAUAAGAGUAUAGCUAUCACUACUGAUUGUAAGUUAUUUUUAAAUGUAAAAAUAAAAGGUUGAAUAAUA